GAGCAAAAUUGCAAUUAUCUCUCUUGAAAGUCCAACACCCCACAAACAACACCAUUUUUUUGAACCAAAGUAGAAACUCCUCCGUCUAGUUUUGGCGGCUCUCUCUCUCUCUCUCACAUCACAUCAUCCUCUUCGCCGUCGAAAUUUUGGUUGCGACGAUGCUCAGGCUACGGAUGUCUCCGUGUCUAUUUCUCACCGUCUUGUUCUUGUGUAAUUUCGGUUCGGUUCUAGUGGUUCGAGCCCAAAACCGAACCGGAGCCACCACUCAUCCCGACGAAGCGCGAGCUUUGAACUCCAUCUUCGCGGCUUGGAGGAUCCGGGCUCCGAGGGAAUGGAACAUCAGCGGCGAACUUUGCUCCGGCGCCGCCAUUGACGAUACUGUCCUCGACAACAACCCUGCCUACAACCCUCUCAUCAAAUGCGACUGCAGUUUCGAAAACUCCAGAAUCUGCCGCAUCACCAACAUCAAGGUUUUUGCGAGGGAAGUUGUAGGGCCUAUACCUGAAGAGCUCUGGACUUUGAAAUACCUCACAAAUCUGAACUUGGGUCAAAAUGUUCUCACAGGCUCUCUGCCUCCAGCUAUUGGAAAUUUGACUCGAAUGCAAUGGAUGACUUUUGGGAUCAAUGCGUUGUCUGGCCCUGUUCCUAAGGAAAUUGGUUUGCUUACAGAUUUGAGAUUACUUAGUAUUAGUUCAAAUAACUUUUCCGGUUCUAUACCAGAUGAGAUCGGAAAUUGUGCAAAACUUCAGCAAAUAUUCAUAGAUAGUUCUGGACUCAGCGGGAGGAUACCUUUAUCAUUUGCUAAUCUCGUGGACCUGGAACAAGCUUGGCUUGCUGAUCUGGAAGUUACAGGUCAGAUACCAGACUUUAUAGGAAAAUGGACCAACCUUACUACCUUGAGAAUUCUCGGAACUGGUUUGAGUGGUCCAAUUCCAUCGUCAUUUGCCAACUUAACUGCUUUGACAGAACUGAGGCUUGGUGAUAUAUCCAAUGGAAGCUCAUCUCUUGAAUUCAUCAAAGACAUGAAAUCUCUUAGUGUAUUAGUAUUGAGGAACAAUAAUCUCACUGGGACAAUACCAUCUAAUAUUGGAGGAUACUCAAGUUUGCAACAAGUUGAUUUGAGCUUCAACAAACUACAUGGACCAAUUCCGGCUUCACUUUUUAACUUAAGUGGACUUACUCACUUGUUUCUGGGGAACAACACGUUGAAUGGUUCCUUGCCCACUCAAAAGAGCCAGUCUUUGAGCUAUAUAGAUGUGUCGUAUAAUGAUUUGUCUGGAAUUCUUCCUUCAUGGGUCAGCUUACCAAACUUAAAACUCAACCUAAUUGCUAACAACUUCACAUUGGAAGAUGACAACAGGGUUUUAUCAGGACUUAAUUGCCUUCAGAAGAAUUUCCCCUGCAAUCGAGGCAAAGGAGUCUAUUCUGACUUUUCGAUCAACUGCGGAGGCCCAGAGAUAAGGUCAACUAAUGGAGCACUAUUUGAGAGGGAGGACGAGGAACUUGGACCAGCUUCGUUUGCCAUAAGUGCUGGUCAGAGAUGGGCAGCCAGUAGUGUAGGACUUUUUGCUGGAAGUAGCAGCAAUAUAUACAAAGCUACUUCGCAAUCACAAUUUGUCAACACUUUGGACUCGGAGCUUUUUCAGUCAGCAAGACUGUCUGCAUCUUCCCUAAGGUAUUAUGGGUUGGGGCUAGAAAAUGGAGGCUAUACUGUAACACUUCAGUUUGCUGAAAUACAAAUUCUAGGUUCUACUUCUAACACUUGGAAAGGUUUAGGAAGACGACGUUUUGACAUUUAUGUCCAGGGAAGACUUGUUGAAAAGGAUUUUGAUGUACGUAAAACAGCUGGUGACUCUACUGUUCGAGCAAUUCAGAAAGUAUAUAAGGCAAAUGUAUCAGAAAAUCACCUCGAAAUUCAUCUUUUCUGGGCUGGGAAAGGAACAUGUUGUAUUCCUAUCCAAGGGGCUUAUGGACCAUUAAUAUCAGCCGUCAGUGCAACACCAGGCCACCAUCACGGGGAAAGAACACGACUGGUAUUAUUGUGGGUGUCAUUGUUGGCGUUGGACUUUUGAGCAUCUUUGCAGGUGUAGCUAUCUUCAUUAUUCGAAAAAGAAGAAAACGGUACACAGAUGAUGAAGAGAUACUUAGCAUGGACGUAAAGCCUUUCACCUUCACUUACUCGGAACUUAAAAGUGCAACGCAGGAUUUCGAUUCUUCAAACAAGCUUGGAGAGGGGGGAUUUGGGCCUGUUUA
This is a messenger RNA of Camelina sativa (false flax), 2253 nucleotides long. The record is from RefSeq and is a predicted model, not a curated record. Lineage: Eukaryota; Viridiplantae; Streptophyta; Magnoliopsida; Brassicales; Brassicaceae.